Molecule: messenger RNA, 2892 nt
Organism: Coccidioides posadasii C735 delta SOWgp
Lineage: Eukaryota; Fungi; Ascomycota; Eurotiomycetes; Onygenales; Onygenaceae
Source: RefSeq, a predicted model, not a curated record
AUGCUUUCCAGAGGCUCCAGUGCCAACUCCAGGCUCAAAAGAAGCAAGUCUCUUGCUUCAACCAAGGGUAGACGCCGUGACCGUUCCUUUGCUCAACCCGUCGACGAUGAGAGAGCUCAAAGACACGCCUUAACUGCGGCGUCACUUGCAAUGCAGCGAGCCACGAGGUCAUCCUUUGAUGACUCAAACGAUAGCGAAGCUGGAGCUCAUCGCCCUCCUGUCCAACUAUCUAGGUCUCAGAGCAUCCGCUUCAGCGACGGUACAAAUGCCGGCGUGAGAAAGAUGGGUUCUAUCCACUCCUCCCCGGCGGCAGCACAUCUUACGGCCAACGAUACUGUACAAGAGAAGGAAGACGGAUCACGGGCUCAGACCAUUGAUAACUUCAAAGAAUUUGGCAUGCUCGACGACGACAUACCCUCCGUGCCUUCGAUACCGUCGUCCUACCGAAAGCUUCGCAAAUCAAAGUCGAUGUUCUCCGCGCGUUUGCGUACUGGCUGGUUAACCAAUGGUUCCCGCUCUCCAAGACGAAGUCGCCGUCAAUCACAAGACACUAGUAAGCAUCACUUUGCUCGCACUCCGCUGCGUCGAUCGAUGUCAUUCUUCAAGGGACGGGACAGUGUGCCCCCGACAAAGAGGCAUAGUUCCACGAAUAGCCAUAGCCCUGCGAUAAAACUUGGAGGAGAACAGGUUUUGCGCGAUCUUAGCAGAACAUCCAAAUCUGACACUCUUGGACCGAACAUCGCAGGAGAAGGGCGACGCGAACAGAAAUCGUUGAGGAGAACGCUUCGAACCAGCACCUCCAUGACAAACGAUGACGACCCCAGAUGUUCGACCCGAUAUGCGGAGGAACGGUAUAGAGAUGGUCAUCGUAGCAUGCGGGCGAGGCUUCUCUCUCAAUCGAUUAAGAAUGGGUUCCGCAAGAUCUUUGGGCGGCAUGGAGCUCUGCGAGGGAGCGUGUCUCCGCAGCAAACGGACACAUACCGGCCCCAUGUUCGAGCCUAUAUCGACCCCGAAUUCCAGCCCGAUCUAAAUCCCAGUCACAUGUCGACGCCCACAUCCCAUUCUAAUCACCCAGACGCCAGUGUCUUCAACGUGUAUCGUGGAUUCUCGGGCCAUCGACCUGCGAGCAUCCGCUCGAUGAAAAGCAUAGAUAGCGUCUCUACAUCAAAUUCUCGAGCUACGACUUGGACAAAUUCUACAAUGACAAACACUAUCAACACGACACGACCGGUUGAAACACGUCUAUCCAUUAUCGAAGAACAUGGUGAUGAUCCCAAUAAGCCCAUUCGUAUUCAGCCUCGUUAUCACGAUGGCUAUUCUGCGUUCAGACAGCCUCUUUGUCUCGAUCCCAUGGCCAAUUCCAUUGACAGCCAGCGAGUCUAUUCCGCUCUAAUGCGAAAAAUAGACGGAUCGAAUACGCUCAAGAAGCAGAGUGAUACUACAAGCCAAUGGCUCGAAGGUGCUGAAGCCGGCCGAGAUAACACCCAGCCGCCUUCUAGCUCACAGCGCCCGAGCCAGGGGACAAGGCAAGCUCCUGGCGAAGCGCUCAUGCGCUAUAGUCAAGUUGUUUCCAUCCCCCCGCGAAGCUCCCCAAGUGUUCGCAGCUACAUGUCAACGCAGCCUACUUAUAUUGUAGAAUCCCCUGGACGCACCCCUCAACAGAUCGCUCAACGCAAUGAGAGCAUUCUCCAGCAUCUUUCACGACGGCCUUUAGGCCGUUUUAAUUCUAAUGCGUCUCAUUCCAGUCCUUAUCGACAUUCGGCACAAUACGCAGGUGAUACUAUAACUACGCCAACAAGGAGCCGUUAUUCUGAUGACGAUUCGUGUACCGUGGUGGUGCGGAAUUCGCCCCCUUCCGAUAGCUUCAUUGUAUCGCCUAGCGUCUAUUCAAGAACAACAAAUACUCCGGGUGGCCAUCAGAAUAACAUCGAUUUUGCCUUUUCUGAACCUGAUGAAGACCGAGGUACAGCUACCAUCAUAGGUAGAGAGACGCUCCCUAGCACACCUCGUGGCCGUGAUCGAAUAUUUAGAGGUAGCGCUGAAUGGAAAUCUUGGAUGAAUUCUCAAAUGGAACUUAUUGAUCGACCGAGCCUUUCAAAUGAGCUUGACAUUAAAUUCUCCGCUAGUGAUAGAAUGCACUACAGAGAAGAUGCUGAUAUUCAUGGCGAGAUCUCAGAGGACGAACCUAGCUGUGGAUUCCGAAAGGUCAGUCGCAAUAAAAUCUGUGUAAAAGCUCCUCGCUGUGAGGACAGAUUCUCCAACAAUGAACGGCACGCCUUGACAGAAUUGAGUACUAUCUCCCAGAACAACUUUUCUCGGCCUUUCCAUCGCUCACCGAGUGGGCCAGUAUCAAUUGGUGCCACAAACGCGAGGAAAACGUCCCUAGUAACACACCAGCAUACUCCUCCAUGUAGCGCCCCGGUCGUUGUCGAUAUGAAUGUGCCUUCCACUGGCUCCAGUCGAUCCAGAAGCAAGUCGAAAACUCCUAAUCAGUCUCCAUUGAUCUAUAACAAAACUCGCCAGCCUGAAUCACGUAGAUCAUUGACUGUGUCCCCACUUGAUGGCCGGAACCCCCGUACCUCCUUGUCGACUCGAAGCCGACAUGACGGGAAUGUUCCACCCCCCUUUUACGGAGCUGACGUCAGGAGGCGGAUGCCGAGUGUCCAAUACAGCUCGACACGUUCAAGGGGAGGUGAUGGUUUAAUGACCAAGGAAAAUAGAGAAGGGAACAGGAAUAACCCACCUGAUAGGAACGAGUUUGCGGAGGGAUUUUCCAAGAUCAGGGAUCUCCACUCUACCAUUAGCAGCAAGCGCAUGGUUGAUUUAUUCUUGAGCGAUCGGAGACGACUCAUGGGAGGCGCUGAUAGCCCCACUGAAUCAGCGUUCAUUUGA